ACCACUCGUUUUCACGCUUGUUUUUCACUCUAUCAAACAAAAUUAUCACUACACAAUUUCACUCUCUCUCACAAUAAAAUGUGAAUUUCACCCAAAAUCACAACCACCAAAGCAAGAGAUGUCUUCAUGCCGCUCCUCCGCCAUGUUCAUCGGUCCAAAAACUUCCAUAAUCAUCCGGAGAAGUCGUUUUUUCAUCGGCAAGCCAGCCAAAUUUCGGUGCCUUUUGAGUCCAAUUUUGCCGGAAUUCGCGGUCACGGCGUCUCUGAGCUCAGUUUUGUCUUCCGGAAACAUGAUUGCGGCCGCCGCUGGAUCGAGCACGGCUCAUGGAGCUGUGACUUCAGCUAUCACGCAAGUGGCGGUGACGGCGGUUGCGAUUGCUUCAGGCGCUUGUCUCUCCACGAAGGUGGAGUUUCUGUGGCCUAAAGUUGAUGAGCGACCAGGAUCUCAUAUUCUUGAUGGAGUAGAUGUUACUGGGUAUCCCAUAUUCAAUGACACAAAGGUGCAAAAGGCUGUUGCAUUUGCAAGGAAAGCUCACCAUGGUCAGACGAGAAAAACAGGGGACCCCUAUAUAUCCCACUGUAUUCACACAGGCAAAAUUUUAGCUGUUUUAGUCCCAUCAGAUGGUAAAAGAGCCAUUGAUACAAUUGUAGCUGGGAUCCUCCAUGACAUAGUUGAUGACACGUGUGAAAGUUUGGACAGCAUAGAGCGAGAAUUUGAUUCUGAUGCUGCAAAGUUGGUGGCUGGAGUCUCCCGACUGAGCUAUAUUAAUCAGCUACUACGAAGACGCCGCAGAAUGAGUGUAGGUCAAGAUACACUCAACCAUGAAGAGGCAAAUAAUUUACGAGCUAUGCUUCUGGGCAUGGUUGACGAUCCACGUGUCGUUCUCAUCAAGCUUGCAGAUCGACUUCACAAUAUGAGAACCAUAUAUGCUCUACCUCCCAGCAAAGCCCAGGCUGUGGCACAGGAGACAUUAGCUAUCUGGUGCUCACUUGCUUCCCGACUGGGUCUAUGGGCUCUUAAAGCUGAACUUGAAGAUCUGUGCUUUGCUGUCCUUCAGCCUAAAGUGUUUCGUCAACUGAGGGCAGACCUUGUGUCCAUGUGGAGCCCUAGUAACAAUGGCAACCUAAGAAGAAUAUCAACAAAGUCAAGUGGUGUUGUACACUUUCAAGAAUGUGAAGAAUCUGGAGAUUUGGAUGAGGAAAAUAGCAUGAAGGUUCUUUUGCAAGCUGUGCUUCCAUUUGAUCUCUUAUUGGAUAGAAAAAAACGUGUAGAUUUUUCUCACAAUUUUGCAACAUGCUUGGAUACUCCAAAAAAACCCAAAGUUGUGAGGGAUGCUGGUGUUGCUUUGGCAUCACUAGUAGUUUGUGAAGAAGCAUUGGAGCGAGAAUUAUUUAUUUCAACAUCUUAUGUUCCUGGCAUGGAAGUAUCGCUAUCUGGACGGCUAAAAAGUCUGUAUAGCAUCUACAGUAAGAUGAUAAGAAAAGAUGUCGGAAUCAGGAAAGUAUAUGAUGCCAGAGCAUUGAGGGUCGUUGUUGGAGAUAAGAAUGGAACUUUGCAUGGACAGGCGGUUCAAUGUUGUUACAAUCUACUUAACAUUAUACACAAACUUUGGGCCCCAAUCGAUGGCGAAUUUGAUGAUUACAUUGUCAACCCAAAACCAAGUGGUUACCAGUCACUUCAUACUGCGGUCCAAGGGCCUGACUCUUCUCCUCUUGAAGUUCAAAUACGAACACAGAGAAUGCAUGAGUAUGCUGAACAUGGGCUUGCUGCACAUUGGCUAUACAAGGAAACAGAGAAUAUAUUGCCAUCAAAGAUAUUUGUAGAUGAUUCUAACAUUGGGGUCUUGCCAGAUUUUUCUGAGAAAAUAGAAAAUCAAGCUUCCAUUGAGAGUGAUAUGCUACUAAAAUAUAGCUCACUUAAAGUAGGUCAUCCAGUUCUUAGAGUGGAAGCUGGCCAAUUGCUUGCUGCAGUUAUUGUCAGCGUAGAUAAUGAUGGAAGAGAAUUGCUUGUUGCUGUGGGUUUUGGUCUAGCUGCUUAUGCUGCAGUAGCUGAAAGAAGAUCCCCAUACCAAAUAAAAAGAUGGGAAGUUCAUGCAGAUCUAUUUAAAAAGGUAUCGGAUCAAUGGUGGUGCGCACCAGGACACGGGGAUUGGUGUACUAACUUGGAAAAGUACACCCUUUGUCGUGACGGUAUAUACCACAAGCAAGACCAAUUUGAACGAUGUUUGCCUACUUUCAUCCAAGUCAUCGAGUUGACAGAGUGGGAAGAAGCUGAAUACUGGGCUGUUGUCUCAGCUGUUUUUGAGGGGAAACCGACUACUCCAUCUGUUUUCAACUCAAACUCUGUGAAGCCUACCUCUGCUUUUAAUUCUGCUUUGCUGGACAGUGGCAUCAAUAACAAGGUACAACUUCUAAGAACAAUGCUUCAAUGGGAGGAGCAGCUGCGUUCGGAAGCAGGGCUACGACAGCUAAAGUUCGACAGGAAAUUCAGGAAUGCAGAGUCGCUUUCCCUCGGUGAGGUUGCAGUGGUGUGCUGGCCGCACGGGGAAAUAAUGAGACUGCGCAAUGGUAGCACAGCCGGUGAUGCUGCUAGAAGGAUCGGACUUGACGGGAAGCUCGUGUCGAUAAACGGGAUGCUGGUGUUACCCAACACAGAGUUGAAAGAUGGUGAUGUAGUUGAAGUCAGGCUGUAAAUAUUAGUCUCACAUUUGGCCAAGUACAUACUCCAUUUUCUUUCCAUGUGUAUAAUUUGGCAGCUGCAACUGUACAUUGUAAAUUCUAAUAUUUGUACUAUUCUAACUAGUAGGUAUAGCAUGUAGAUAAUUCGCGGGAAAUAAUUAUUCUUCUCGCAUGCCAUUAAAUAUCUCAUUGUAUUAUUUUAA
Molecule: messenger RNA, 2881 nt
Organism: Salvia splendens (bonfire salvia)
Lineage: Eukaryota; Viridiplantae; Streptophyta; Magnoliopsida; Lamiales; Lamiaceae
Exons: 18
Coding region: 119-2692 (857 amino acids)
Biological process (GO): guanosine tetraphosphate metabolic process
Cellular component (GO): chloroplast
Source: RefSeq, a predicted model, not a curated record